AUGAUAGCAAUCGAAACCACCAACACAGAGGAAACAACUGAAGUCACUGAUACAGAAGGAACAAUCGGAACCACCAACACAGAGGAAACAACUGAAGUCACUGAUACAGAAGGAACAAUCGGAACCAACUACACAGAAGGAAUAAUCGGAACCACCUACACAAAAGGAGUAAUCGGAACCACCGAUACUAAGGGAACAAUCGAAACCACAUACACAGAAAGAACAAUCGAAACCACCGAUACUAAGGGAACAAUCAAAACCACCGAAAAAGAGGAAACAACCGAAGUCACUGAUACCGAAGGAACAAUCGGAACCACCGAUACUAAGUCAACAAUCAAAAACACCGAAAAAGAUGAAAUAACCGAAACCACCAACACAGAGGAAACAACCGGAACCACUGAUACAGAGGGAACAACGGAACCGACAGUAAUAACAGUAACAGGAGAAACAUCGAGAUUAACUGCAGUGUCAACAGAAACAUCAAGAUUAACGGCAGUGUCAGCAGAAACAACUGAAGCAGAAACAUCAACAGUAACAAAUGGCACGACUGUAGCAAUAACAGUAUCUACAGAAUCAACAAGAAAAACUGAAGAAACAACANCGACAGUAAUAACAGUAACAGGAGAAACAUCGAGAUUAACUGCAGUGUCAACAGAAACAUCAAGAUUAACGGCAGUGUCAGCAGAAACAACUGAAGCAGAAACAUCAACAGUAACAAAUGGCACGACUGUAGCAAUAACAGUAACAGGAGAAACAUCAAGAUUAACGGCAGUGUCAGCGGAAACAACUGAAGCAGAAACAUCAACAGUAACAAAUGGCACGACUGUAGCAAUAGCAGUAUCGACAGUGUUAGCAAGAACGACUGAAGCAGAGACAUCAACAGUAAGAAAUGGCACGACUGUAGCAAUAGCAGUAUCGACAGCAUCAACAAAUAUACCUGUAGCAACAACAAUAUCAUAUACAUCUACAGCAACACCGACAGCGUCGACAUCUACAGCAGCACCGACAGCGUCGACAUCUACAGCAACACGGACAGCGUCGACAUCUACAGCAACACCGACAGCGUCAACAUCAACAAUCCUGACAACAACGUCAUAUGAGAAACCGCCUGAGACAAAUAAUAAUAAUGACCUUCAACAGGAGAAUUUACGUUUGAAGUUAGGGUUAGGCACUGGCUUGGGGCUUGGUGUGUUGGCAACAACUUCACUGGCAGUUGGAUUAUAUAUUCAUUAUAAUAGAGGUGUAUCCGGAGAACAGAAAAAUAACAUAGGAAAGAACAAUAAUAGUCAAAUUUCACCAAAGAACCCACCAGUGUUUCCCUCUCCUGUACCUUCUUCAUUAUCAGCAAUAUCAUUUAUUUCUAUUGAUGAGUUAACAAAACUUGAAAAAUCCGAUCCGGUGCAAAGUGCUCCUAUAGUACCAUGUAUAAUUACUGAUCAAACAUCAAGCAGAAGUGAUGAAACUUUUAUCGAAGUAUAUAUUGAAGAAGAUCAAGUGAUACCCAUCGACGAUAUUGAUGGAGAAACACAUCGAAUACUAAAUUCAAUGGCUUCAAACGUAAAUGACCACAUGAAAAGUGAUUUUGGCAAAAAACGAUAUCGACGAAUGAAUUCAAAGUCACCUACUAUUCAGUCUACAACACCAGCAUCGACUAAACGUAAAUUAUUCAACAGUAAGUUGUCCAAUUAUUUGAUAAUCUCCUAUAAUCAUAUUCUAUCGAAAGCCUUGGCUCAUGGAUUCACUUUUAGUGGUUUCAAGAAUAUUCUGCAUUAUUAAAGUUUAUCACAGAGAGCUUUAUAGUGACGCGAUAUGAAUUAUAUGGUAGAUUUCAUUCAAUAGUAUAGAUAGAGAAUAGUUCAAUGGGUUGAUAUUUCGAGACUUUUCCAUAUUUCCAUUUAGCUGUACCGACAGUGUGAGAAUAAAUACACACAAUGAUACGGGUCUUCUAUUACUUCCUUGCUUUAUCAGGUAACAUUAGCUUUCGCUAAAAUUUUUCUUUUGAAUCGAUUCGCUAACAAAUAAAUUUCCAGCAAAAUAUUGACUUUUAAGGAAUUUUCAGCCCUAAAUUCAGUUUGUUUCAUAUGUUUAUAGUAUAUAAUCGGUAUUUUACAAAAUGGUCUGGGUCAUCAUAGUGACAGAGAAGUUUUUAGCCAACAGAGGCGAAUAUUAUCCAGACAGUUUGCAAAGGUUCUCGGACGUGCGUGCAGACGGUUACCAAUAGUGGAAAUACAAAAUCUACCAUUCGUAGUGACUUCCAAGAUUACUUAACUAGACUCGUAUGUAAACGCUCAAAAAAUGUAAAGUUGAAGUGCAUUUUCUGGAAUCUUUGUUUCUCUGAACAGUAGUCAUCGACGAUUUUUGGAAAUUUCAUGUAAAAAGACAUUCGGAAAAUGGUUUGAACUUCUGACAAAGUAAUGUAUACAUGAUGAAAAUCCUAGAAUAGCAAUAAUGCUAUGAAAAGUAUGAAAAUCUAAUACAAUCCAGCAAAACAAAAAAAGAAUGUUAAUUCUUAAAAGCGACAAUGUAUGCAAUUGAACUGGAGAUCUUCGGAAGAAAAAUUGCUGAAAAUAUCUGAAUUUGAUCGUCUACAAGUGAAAUCCCGUAUUUUAUCAUUUUCCCUUGUGAGAAACGAUAGAUUUUUCAAUAGUAUUCUUAAGUCCAUUUAUGUAUAAAUUGAAAGUUAGAAGUCUCAACUAUCGCUAGAAAAAAAAUUUGCUCAUUAAUUUAAAAUCCAAUAGAGAUACUCAAAUUUUAGAUUUUCUUCUGAGGCUACUCGAAGUACAAACCAUAAUACUCCACGUUCAUUGUUGCCCCUGUCUUUUCUAGACGAUGCAAACCACGACUUGGCUAUUGUAUCCCAGGAAAAUCAACAAGUGUACGCAUCAAGCAAUACCGAUCCGGUGACGAUCAAACCUGGUAUUUGUGAGAACGUUAUUCAUGAAUCACGAGUUACUCACUUCUGAUAUGGAACCGAAUUUUUCAAUAUGAACCAUCGUAGUUUUUUUUUGGAUAACUAGUUAGUUAAUUGACUUCGAAUACUUGUACUUUCUAUUCUGAAUCGACAAAUUGAUGUAUGUGGAGAUUAAAAUGAAUAAAAUCUAUCAAAAAAUGAGAGAGUAAUUAGAGUGUAUGCGUAUGUGGAUCAACGACAAACCACAUUAUUCCUUUGAAUUCCUAGAGUUCUGUUAAUAUCGAUUCGCUUACACGGGGGAAUUCUGCACCUGUGGUGAAUUCUAUUUUCUAAAAGGGCUUGAUGUUUUCAUAUUUUUAUUGCAUUCCGAAUUCUUGGAUAUGGUUGUGAUCUAAGGGGUAAAUGGACUUCUAUACUUCUGAAGUGCCUAGAAGUGCCUAGAAGUACAGAGAAGUACAAAGAAGUACAGAAGUUCGCUCCCACCUUGAGUAACUAUAUAUAUACAACUUUGUAUGUAUAAAAAUUCUCAUUUUUUGUUGAAUAACAGAAAAGUCUUUAUGCUGUCGUCUUCUUGGUAGGAUAUGAUUUGAAGAUUCCCAUAAUCUCGAUAAGGUGCUCAAGAAUUAGCUUAACAACUGCAAAUAUAAAGUUGUUCAUCAACCAUCUGUAAAAUAGCAAACAAUGAUUAGAAAUCCGAUGAGAAGUUUUACUGUACCCUCUGUCAAAAACAAUCACCUACCAUCCAUCCUCUAAUAAUUAAAAUCAAGUAAAUUUUCAAUCCUGUCUGAUAUUAAAAAAAGCCAUUUUAAAAUCAUAAUUAUGUAACUAUAUAUUUCUAAUUACCUACUAGACGUUCAUAACACUGAAAACAAAAACGUACCACACGAAACUUCAAAGUCUCCAUAGAGGCAAGGUUUAGUAAAGACCCUUAUUAUUAUUUCUUGAAAAUAGGAUUUGCCGUACGAUUUUCUAAACACAUUCGAUACACUAUUAUUUCGUUUAUUUAUGUCUGUUUGAAGACCCAUUCGAAUCUUACCUUCUAUCUCGUGUAUAUAUUCUAACUAUUUAGCUUUAGCAGUAACUUUUAAGAGUAAUCUUUUUGUUAUUCCCACAGCUCUCUCAACAUUUAUGUCUAUAUUUAACCUUCAUUUUAUACGUUGGAAAAAAAUAGGCACCAUAGUGAACCAUUUUAUUGCAACAAUCUAAAUCCUAAAUAGGUUUCGUGACAUUAAAGAAAAACAUUUUGGAUUUUUCGUAAGUACUUAACUCCAUUAUAGUUCAAUAAGGCAUCGUUUUUUCAAUGUAUAUGUUGCAGGAGAAAUUAAAAUUCAGUAGAAUUUAAAAUUCUACUAGUAGAAAUUAAAAUUUUAAUUUCUACUAGUAUAACU
Messenger RNA from Rotaria socialis, 4299 nucleotides. Lineage: Eukaryota; Metazoa; Rotifera; Eurotatoria; Philodinida; Philodinidae. The record is from the annotation of a GenBank genome assembly.